AUGCAUGUGGGUCAGAAUGCAUUAAUCGCGUGCUAUUCAUCGAGUGUACAAAUGACUGUCAUAUUGGUGACCAUUGUAGGAAUAAAAGCUGAGUAUGCUGCUGUAGAUGUAUUCAAGACGGAUUCUAAGGGAUAUGGAUUACGAACUAUAGAGCCCAUUAAAAAAAAUACAUUCAUCAUCGAAUACACCGGCGAAAUUGUCCCAAAAGAAGUCUUCUACCAGAGACAGACAGACUAUGCAAAGGAAGGAAUUGAGCAUUUUUAUUUCAUGAGUUUGACAAAUGGAGAGCUUAUCGACGCAACUAAAAAAGGAUGCAUAGCAAGAUUUAUGAACCAUUCUUGCAACCCCAACUGUUUCAUCCAGAAGUGGAUUGUCAAUAAGAGAACGCGCAUCGGAAUUUUCGCUCUUCGUGAUAUCGUAUUGGGGGAAGAGCUUACAUUUGACUAUAAUACAGAUAGAAAAGGAAUGGCAGCCCAAAAAUGCUACUGUGGCGAAGAGAAUUGCUGUGGAUACCUUGGUGGUCAAAAAGGAUCUGAUGAUGAAUCAGAUGAGGACGAAAUUGUGCCAAUUGAAGACCCAGAAGAUGUUCCCGAGUUUAUAAGAACAAUGAUUCACACACUACAUAAUCGCGAUGAAGUACUUGACAUAUUACAUCGUCUUGAGAUCACAGAUGAUAAUGCCGUUUUUAGCAAAUUCAAGCAUCUUCACGGGUUGCUUGUGCUAAAAGCGUACCUAGUUGAAUGGAGACAGGAUGAUGAGAUCGUUCUGAAAACUUUAGAGGUGUUGCCAAAACUACCGAUUUUGGCUCGAAAUACCAUAACUGAUGCUAAAAUUGAAGAGAAAAUGGAAAUAUUCAAGGAACGAACUCCACGGAUGAAAGAAUUGGUCGACGCUCUCCUGGAGAAAUGGGGAAGUCUGACCGUCUUACACAGAUGUCCAAAAAAGACUGUAAGCCAAGAUAUGAAUCCAGUCGUGACUUUUAUGAUUCGUACAGACCAUCUUCAACAGACUCGUAUCGGCCAUCAUCGAUAUCGUCCUACUCCGCAAUUAGUCGCGCGUCAUCAAAGAAGUCCAAACAAAGGUGAAAGUUCGGAUGUAGCAGCAGUAGUAACUAAUAACAAUAAAACAGCAACGUCACCAUCACAAGCAAAUCUGACUACACCACCUCAACCGCCACAGCCAACAUUGUCACUACCUGACCCCACCUCGCUACCACAAGUUCCAAAAAAUAUCAAACCAGGUUCGUUGCCGCCGAAUUGGUGCGAAGUUGUGGGGGAUGAAGGUCAAAUCUACUAUUUCAACGUGGUCACCAACAAGACGCAGUGGGAGAGGCCAGUUGUGGAGGAUCGACAGACACUAGAGGGGUAUAGUGUCGCGUCGAUCAAUGCGGUGAUCGAGCGGGUGAUGGCUUCACAGCAAGUUGCUGUGGAGCCAGAGCCACAAGGUGGGGCGAAGGAGGAACCAGCGGCUGUAAUGAACGAAGGGGAGUUUAAGGACGAGCCGCUGGAAAGGAGAGUUUACGGUGGCGGAGUUCAAAAAACACGCCAGGCGGCUGGCCCACCUGGUCGUGGACAAAGAAUUCCGCCGCCAGAAGGAGGGGGCGUACGCCGUGACCGACUCCCUUCGGUCGCGUAUCAAGAGACAAUGACCGAACUUCUUCACCACCCUACUUUUGAGCUGUCUUUACGUUUCGCAGGAACAACUGUAGGCCGUGAAAAAGUCUACAGAGCUGUGCAAUACUUUUCUCGGUUCCUCGCUUGGUAUCUUUAUCGACAAGGUUAUAGCAAGGAGACCGUGCAACGGUUUGCUAACUUGAAAAGCACCCUUACUGUGUCGCGAAAACUUAUGCGCCUUGGAAAACCACUGGAACACUUGCAAGCUGCUUCAAAGGCUAUCAAAGAUUCCGACGAGUUUACGAGGUUUACUUCUAUUGGUAGACAACUUGGCUACGCUGGCUAUUUAUUCUGGGAUACGUUUGUUUGGCUUCAUUUGUCAGGAGUCUACAGAUUCCAAGAAAUCAAAAAAAUCAAUCAAAACGCAGCUAGAUUCUGGCUAUUCGGAAUAGUUUGCUCCAUAUUCAGCGGUUUCUAUAAAUUACGACGACUUGCUUUCCAUAGCCGUAUACGUCAAAAGCUCCCGGAGACUCUUGAUGAUACUGCUACUGAAGCUAAAGGAGCCAGUGAGCGCAGACGCGUUAUCCACCAAUUAGUGCAAGACAGUCUUGAUCUUACGUUACCGGCCACCGCAUUGGGUUACCUUAAGUUCGAUGACGGAUUACUUGGCAUCAUUGGGUUCAUCACUUCGAUUAUGGGUGCUCGGAAUCAAUGGGAAAAAGUGAAAUUUGGAUCUCGUUAA
This is a messenger RNA of Ambispora gerdemannii, 2355 nucleotides long. The record is from the annotation of a GenBank genome assembly. Lineage: Eukaryota; Fungi; Glomeromycota; Glomeromycetes; Archaeosporales; Ambisporaceae.